AUGGACAUUCAUAAUAACGAACCUACUGGACGCCCUUCAAAACCAGAUCCACAAUGUUCAAUUUGUUUGGAUGAUUUAACCAAUAAAUGUUAUACCAAUGCAUGUGUGCAUUUAUUUUGUUUUGGUUGUUUACAAUCGUGGUCAAAUAAGUGCUUACAACGAUCUGCAAUUUCAGAACCAACUUGUCCAUUAUGUAAGCAAACUUUCACAUACAUUUAUCAUUCAUUUGAUAAUCUAGGCGGCUUUGAAACAUAUACUGUUCCUAUACUACCGUGUCCAAGACCAAGAAUAUCCAUACGGCCAUGCUUUCAUAUAUCAAAUAUUAACAGAAUGUUCAGAAAUAUGCAUUGGUUUUUGAAUAUGGAUCGUGUAAACCAGUCAAUAAGUACCUCCCGGAAUGUAUUUGGCUUGAAUGAAGUGGAAGGGAUCCACAAUCAUGGUCAAUUUUAUCACCCAUCUCAGUACUUGCCACGUCUUCAUUUCCAAAUACCAAUCAAUGGUCAAGAAAUGAGAAUACAAGUGUAUGUUAGAAAUUCAUGGGCUUUACCAUUACCCGAUAUAUUUGGCCGUUUUAGAUAUUGUACCUCUGCUUACUACCGAAAUUAUCCAACAGAAAUGCACAGAUUGCAUACAUUCAUCCUUAGAGAUGUUGUGGCCAUAAGGGAGUCUGUACGAUUAGAGGGUCUGCCCAUGCCUUUCCCUGAGAACGCUGAUAUGAUUGUAACAAGUUCGAUAUUGGAAUCACUAGCAAAUUAUGAAAUAAGGGAUUUAAAUUUUCUGAAUACCUUAAGGCCUUUUCUGAACACACAUGCAGUACAUUUUUGCCACGAACUAUACAAUUUUGCUAGUAGUCCUUACGAAAUUGAGGAAUAUGAUUUCAAUUUGCAACAUACACAUCCUCCGCGUGAAUUGACUGCUCCAUUUUAUCAAGAACAAUUACCACCAAUCAUUGGUGAAAUCAAUGUAAUGCAUUCAGUUAAUGAAGAACCCCAAAGUAUAAAUAUAAUAGAAGAUAGUUCUAGAACCGAUUACACUGAUGUUGAAAUUCCAAGUCAUUCCUUGCGUUCUACAGAUCCACUUAAUUCGUCCUCUAUUGACCAGCCAUCUACAUCUACUGGAAUUCGAGAUUCUUUGGAUAGACAAAAUGAUAGUUUUCAAUCCGUAUAUGGUGGUUUAUUUCGAGUGUCAUAUUCAUCACAAGUAAAAAGAAACAGGCCGAAUCAAUAA
This is a messenger RNA of Macrosiphum euphorbiae (potato aphid), 1227 nucleotides long. Lineage: Eukaryota; Metazoa; Arthropoda; Insecta; Hemiptera; Aphididae. The record is from the annotation of a GenBank genome assembly.